This is a messenger RNA of Bombus pascuorum, 4101 nucleotides long. RefSeq names its product Y+L amino acid transporter 2 (gene mnd). Gene Ontology annotation, molecular function: L-amino acid transmembrane transporter activity. The transcript has 8 exons. NCBI's taxonomy places the organism in Eukaryota, Metazoa, Arthropoda, Insecta, Hymenoptera, Apidae. Gene Ontology annotation, cellular component: membrane. Gene Ontology annotation, biological process: amino acid transmembrane transport. Bases 1121 to 2590 code for a protein of 489 amino acids. The record is from RefSeq and is a predicted model, not a curated record.
UAACUUCGAAUUGCGUAAUGGCUUUUGGUGAUGUAUUCGUUAUUCUAAUACAAUCUUUGUUACUUGGCAAAACGAUAUUUUACUUUAUUUAUGCUUUUCUAAAUAACCUAACUGUAAACCGUGCUAAGUGCCGAGCACGAUCGCAACACGAGUAUUUCAUCAUCAAAACUGCGGAAUUUUUGGGUCAAAGAGCUUAACUUUUUAGCUUCUCGGCUUUUUUAGCUUUCUUGGUCGUAAGCUAAAGGUUAUGUUCAUACAUCCUGGGGCACGAUCGUACCGAGUAAACUCGGCAUAUAAAAGAUCACGAACAACCAUUAUCCGCGAUACUGACAUUUUCUGAUUACCAAUAACCAUCAUCGAUGACUCUCGAAAAUUUUCUUUCGACCCUUCGAUUUCUAAUAGCUUGAAAGGUUUACACCGUUUCCUUUCUCUUUCAGUUGUAGAGUACGAUAACUAAUUAAAGGGUAAAUUCGAUACUAAAAAAUUAAUUUUAUCCUGUGCGUAACCAGCAAACUAUUCUGUCGUCGGUAAUGAUUGUAGGUAACUGAAAAAGAAUACAUAUCCAUAAUGGAUAAUGGUUAAAUGGUUACCAUUGGUAACCAAACAGAUCGUAAUUAUUUAUAACGUUUAUCGACGAUGAAAAUCGUUCAAACUAACAUAUCGAUUCUUAUACUACGACAUUCUUAGCUUGAAUCGUAAGUGUUACGACAACUGUCGUCUGCGACUCUGUAUGGAUUUUCCAUGCACUUAUUCGAAUGGAAUUGUUAGAAUAUGAGAAACGUGUAUUGCAUCUUGUUUGCAUCGGUCCCAUCGUUACUCGCGUUACUCGCGUUACUCGCGUAUUAAUCGUGGAAAUGACGAUCACCGGCAGACGGCGACAGGGUCGCUACCGUAGAAAGGACUGCAGUCGCGCACGUGUGUCCGUUGUGUGAACGACGCCACGCGGCGAGAGAGAGUCGGUGCUUUGUCUCUGUGCACGUAUAUUCUUCCCUCUUCUUUGUCGUUUUCACACGUGCAUCAGGCGUGUGCCGUCUCUCGGUAUGCUCGCACCGUUCAGUAAUUUUUCGGCUAUCAACGAACAAGUAUCUCGCGAACAGUAAUUUCGAAAGCGGUGCACACGAUGCCGGACAAAAUCGCGCCAAUGGAGAAGCAAGUUUUGGCGAUCACGAAAGUCAUCAACCAUGAAAACGAUGCGGUGAAAUUGAAAAAAGAACUCGGUUUGUUGGACGGUGUCGCGAUUAUCGUCGGCAUUAUCGUUGGCGCCGGAAUCUUCGUAUCGCCGAAGGGUGUGCUGGAAAAUAGCGGCAGCGUUGGACAGGCUCUGAUAGUUUGGAUCUUUUCCGGUGUUUUGUCUCUGAUCGGUGCACUAUGUUACGCGGAACUCGGUACCAUGAUCCCCAAGUCCGGAGGCGACUACGCUUACAUCAACGACGCUUUUGGACCCCUACCGGCGUUCCUCUACCUCUACGUGGCAUUGUUCGUGCUGGUCCCAACUGGAAACGCGAUCACAGCCCUAACGUUCGCACAAUACAUCUUGCAACCAGUUUGGCACGGUUGCGUUCCUCCGUACGCAGCGGUGCGACUACUCGCUGCCGUUAUCACGUGCUUGUUAACAGCCAUUAACUGUUACAACGUGAAAUGGGCGACCAGAGUGCAGGAUAUCUUCACCGGAACGAAGAUUUUCGCCCUGGUGAUCAUCAUGGUUGCCGGAUUUUGGUGGCUGUGCAUGGGUCACACGGAAAAUUUUCGACAUCCCAUGGAUGGAACGAAUACCCAGCCUGGCUACGUUGCUCUAGCCGUUUAUUCAGGCCUGUUCUCUUAUUCCGGAUGGAAUUAUCUGAAUUACGUAACCGAGGAGCUAAAGGAUCCUUACAGAAAUCUUCCAAGAGCGAUUUGCAUAUCAUUGCCGUUGGUGACCGUGAUUUAUGUCCUGGCGAACAUUGCUUAUUUCGUGGUGUUAACGCAAGAUGAAAUUCUGGCAUCGAAUGCUGUCGCUGUCACUUUCAGCGACAAACUGUUGGGUGUGAUGUCUUGGAUAAUGCCAUUGUUCGUAGCUUGCUCAACGUUCGGGGCGUUGAACGGAGCAAUUUUCGCAUCGUCGCGAUUAUUUUUCGUAGGAGCUCGCAAUGGACAUCUGCCUGCUGCCAUUGCUCUCAUCAAUGUGCGAAACUUAACGCCGAUGCCGUCGCUCAUCUUUCUCUGCAUUAUCACCCUGGCACUUCUGAUCAUAGAGGAUGUCUAUGUGCUAAUCUAUUAUGUUAGCUUCGUUGAAGCACUAUUCACUACGCUCUCGGUGUCUGGCCUCCUCUGGCUUCGUUACAAAAGUCCCGAUCGCCAACGACCAAUAAAGGUGUCUAUCGUAUUACCAAUUAUAUUUUUCAUAAUAUGCGCUUUCCUGGUCACGUUCCCAUGCUACGUGUCUCCAUGGGAAGUGGGAGUAGGAGUGAUAAUCAUCUUAUCUGGCAUUCCUAUGUAUUGCAUCUUCAUUCAUUGGGAAAAGAAACCUAAAUGGAUUAUCAGAUCGUCCCACAAUUUCAACAUGAUCUGCGCUAAAUUAUUCAUGUGCGUGCAAGAGGAGAAGAGCGAUUGAUCACCAAGUGCCGUUCUACUAUAAUUAACGUUUAGAAUUACUUUAUUAUAUUAGUUUCGUAUAGAAAUUUAUAUAGCGCGAAUGCGUGCUACAUCGAUCUAUCGAUUUCUUCGUUUAUAAAUACUAAUGACAACUAUGAUUAUUUCGUUACGUUAAGUUAAGUAGAUCCGACUUCGAACGAAAGCAUGCCCGACAUUCCAACGAAAUCUACAAACAUACGUUGUUUCUCGUCGAAUUUAUAAAUGAACGAAUCGAUCACACUUGAUUUGUAUUUUUAUAUACAUAUUGUCAAUGAUUUUUAAUGCCUAUAUGUCGAUCGGGCGGUUCAUCGAUUAUACGCAAUAACAUUUUCUAAUAAUUCGUAUUCGUAACAAUUGCGUAGCAUAAUUGCUAUAUAUUAGUUGCAUUUAACUAGAAGAGAAUCGUCUCUUCUUUCACUUUCAAUAUCAUUUACCAAAUUUCUCGUUUAUUCAAACUGCUUCAAAGCUAUAUAGGUACAACGAGAUAAAUAGACGCGCUGAAAAGUGCACGCACAAUGAGAAUCUUAGAAAGUCAAUUGCUCGUUUAUUAUAGAAUUUGUAAAUACAUAUUAAGUAGAAUUAUUCCGGACCUAAAAUAAGAAAAAGUAGGAAAGGGAAGAGCAGAAAAGUAAAGGAAUACGCGAACUUUUAUCUUUAGAUGAUUUCCAUUUGCAAAUUCCUUAAUUUAAUUUUCUUAAUUGCCUUAAUAACAAAUUUUAACAACUUCUUAUCGUCUCUGGAGAGAUGAUUUUGGUCUCGUUACGUGAUCUCCUUGCCUGAAUGAAAUUCAUUUUGCAACAGAAUUGUUUCCACUGUUAAACGUUUCUUCGCGCUUCGUCCUCCGUUGCCAUUCUUACGGUUAACCAUUCUUACGAACACGAUUGACGAUGAACAACGCGAUUUAGCAAGAAUUCCACAGGAUUGACCGAUAAAUUUCAAAUUGACGAAUAGAAAAAGGUUUAAGAAAAAGGAGAGAAAAGAGUACUCUUACUCGCUUAAAAAAAUUCAUACACUCUUUACUUUUCAUUUUCCCCCGUAAUCUUCUUUGCUCUUAUACGAAUCGACGAUUAUUAACCACUUUGUACGUUUAACUACAAGGUUGUUUACCGUGUUCUGUAGAUAAUGCGUGUGUAUAAAAUCACAUGAAAUCACAUAAGACUGCGACAAGUAUUUGUCUCGCGAUAAUACACGUGCUCCGUUUUGUGCAUUGGCCAAAAUUAAUCGACGAUGCAUAAAAUAUUCACUAUCACGCAAAAACCUAUUUGAUUAAUUCAUGGUCGUGCAUUGUUUUAGGGAUCUUUUAAACACGUUUCAAAGCUAUGCGUUUGAUUGUAAUAACUAAAAUAAUACGUAUCAGGUAUUAUUUUAUUAAUAGACGCAUAAUAACCAUAGUAAUACAAGUAGUAGAACCGUGUGUAUUUAAACUAUUUAAUUGUACAUACAGAAAAUGAAGCGUUAUAAAUUAUUUAUCACAAUUCGAUCAACCAUGCU